Closterium sp. NIES-67 is the source of this 1961-nucleotide messenger RNA. The record is from the annotation of a GenBank genome assembly. NCBI's taxonomy places the organism in Eukaryota, Viridiplantae, Streptophyta, Zygnematophyceae, Desmidiales, Closteriaceae.
GGCUCGAGGUUUCAAGGAAGAAAGGACGACACUAAGGUGUAGCGUACAAUCUGCGUGUAUUUUUAGGGUUGAGCCUUGUACUCACGAGAGAGCCUCCAUUACAGCCUUCGUAGUCCCACAAGCCACCGUCUCUACGCCUAUUCCUCUGCGACGCCUAUUCAUCUGCAACGCAUAUUUCUCCGCGACGCGUAUUUCUUUGCUCCGCAUAUUUCUGCCACCUCAGCGUGCAUCCGCCAUGCCGGUGCAGCAGAAGCGGCAGUUCCGGAAGCGGAAAGCGCUGGAGGAGGAGGAGGGGGACGGCGGAGGGGAGCCCGAGGAACAGAAGGACCAGCAGCAGCAGCAGCAGCAGCAGCAGCAGCAGCAGCAGCAGCAGCAGCAGCAGCAGCAGCAGCAGCAGCAGCAGCAGCAGCAGCAGCAGCAGGAGCAGCAGCAACAGCAGCAGCAGCAGCGCGUUUGGGAUAGCCAGGAGGUGCGCCUACUGCAGCAGCAGCGCGUGCGCCUCAAGGGAAUCGCUGCAGAUGGCGCCCUGACAGGCGCGGAGGGGGCAGAGGGGAAGGGGGUAGGAGCGGGGGUGCAGGGGGAGGCGGGGGAAGAGGGCGAGGGGGGGGAGGAGCUGGUGCUACAGGACACAUUUGCGCAGGAGACGGCGAUUACUGUAGAAGACCCGAACAUGCUCAAGUAUAUCGAGGAGGAGCUCGCGAAGAGACGAGGAGGGGGAGCGGGGCCAGAGGGGGGUGGGAGGAGAGAGGGUGAAGGAGAGGAGGAUGGGCUGCGGGCGGAAGACAAGCUGUACGAGAUUCCACAGCACUUGCAGGUGGGGAAAUUAGAGGGUGAGGAGGGCGGGACAGCGUGGACCACAGGCAUUGCAGAGGUGCAGCUCCCCAUCGACUAUAAGCUGAGCAACAUCGAGGCAACGGAGGAGGCUAAGCGCAUGCUGCAGGAGAGGAGGCCCUUUAUGGCACGCCCACGCCCUCCCUCCACCACGCUGCCUGCCAGCUACAGUGCAGACUUCUUUCAGCGCGGCCGCGAAUACGCGGAGAAGCUUAAAAGGGACAACCCCGACAUGUUCCGGGACUCCAGAGGGGGAGGCCGUGGUGGCAGGGGAGGGGGAGGGGGGAGAGGAGGGGGAGGGGGGUACGGUGGGGGGGAUAAUUACCAGCAGGGGGAUGGGGCUGGGGGUGGAGGGGGAUAUGGAGGUGGGGGUGGGUAUGGGGGUGGUGGUGGGUAUGGGGGUGGGGGGAGAGGAGGGGGGGAGAGGCGGCAGGCAGCAACGGAUGAUCUUAUUCUGGAGAGGUUCAGGAAGCGGGAGAGAAACCGAGUCAUGCGGCGGUAGCCUGCCGUUACUGCUGCUGCUGUUGUUUACUGCUGAGAAGGCGGGGUGGGGAGAGGCGACAGGCAGCAAUGGAUGAUCUCAUUCUGGAGAGAUCCAAGAAGUGGGAGAGGGACCAAGUCAUGCCCUCAUAACAGCUUUUGCCUGCACAUCUCGUCCUGCUGUUACCAGUGCUGUUGCUGCUGCUGUUGCUACUGCUGCUGCUUGUAAGGAAAUACGAUUCCUUACUGGGGCUCACUUCAGCGAGUACACGCAAACCCUUCGGGUCCGCAGGCUCGGCCCCCGGUUCUCGCGCCAAACCAACCCCCGCCGAUCUAUUCGGCCCCCAACCUCAUCCUGAGUCGCCCGGAACCCAUUUCGCCCCCGUCGCCCUCAGGACUCGAGCCCUUGAUUGGUCCAACCCUCGACAUUCAACCCUGCUCAAUUGCCCUACAUAUUCCCUAAGCCCUCAUUUGUAUCGUCAUUCUGUAAUCACGUUCCCCUUAUUGAAUACUGCGCUAUUCUCUUGAGUUAUAAUUCAUAACAGCUAGUAUCACAGCUACGUUCUUGUCCAUUAGGUUUUGUUGGGCUGAGAAAAAGCCCUUAGGAUCUUUUCAGAGACUAAGUCCCGGUUGUAGAGUGAGACUUGAGU